This is a messenger RNA of Caenorhabditis angaria, 2958 nucleotides long. NCBI's taxonomy places the organism in Eukaryota, Metazoa, Nematoda, Chromadorea, Rhabditida, Rhabditidae. The record is from the annotation of a GenBank genome assembly.
AUGGAGCUCAAUCCGGAUGGUGGAUUGAGGCAAAGAAAAGGGAUAACGAAAAUCGUGGAGGAUUUUGAUAUUUUUGAAAAAGUGGUGGAAAAUGUGAAAGAAGAGCAGAAGGCGUCAUCUGGCUUGAGUGAGUAUUGAUUUUUUUUGUUGGAUAAUUAAUUAGACACGGUAUUUUUCAGUCUCAUUUUUGUGCUUCACACUAAUUUUGUUCCUGUUUUCAACAGAAACUUAUGCGUUUUUAUUCUCCAAAAAAUUCGAAUAUAAAGUCGGCGUUGAUACAGAAAUGGAUGAGUAAGUUUUCACGUUUUGUUUUCUUUGGAAUAUAAUUUAUUUCAGAAUGCCAAUGCUAGACUUGGAUAUGAUUGUGGCAACACCGUGUGGAAGUCUUCAAGUGAUAUCUUCAACCGAUCAAUACACUGAAAUUUUUGGCGGACUUCAGCAAACGAUUCAGAAAAAUCCGACACGAUUCGAGUUUACUGAUGAGGAACAAAUGUAUUGGACGAUUUUGAGACAUGCUCAUGCUCAGUAUAAUAAACAAGGAAUUCGAGCGAUUGAGCAGGUAACCUUUUUUUGCUUUUGAAAAAAAAAACUACAAAAUUUGAAAGAAAAUAUUCCAAUAAAAAAAUUGUUUCCAUGGUUUUUGUUGAGAAUAAUUCUUAGAAAUUUAUUGGAAAUUUGACUUACAGAUUUUUUUAAUUCAAAUAUUUUUCUAGAAAUUCUGACAGAACAUUAGGAGUCAAAAACAUUUUCCAAAGUCUCCGAAAAUCCACAAAAAAUCUCGAAAAAAAACACCGGAAACCAAAUCUCCAUAAAUUCCCUCAACCCCAAAACUUCUUUUUUUUCAGCUUGAAUACAUUGAUGAUGACGUCGAAAGCACUCUUGAACAUCUUGCUGAAGAAAAACAAAAAGAUGAAGCCGAACAUAUUUUAUCCGAAAGAAAGAAGGCGAAAAAAGAAGGUCGAGGUGGUCAUGGAGGAGGAUUUGGACAAGUUGUGAGUUUGAAUAAAACUACGCUGGAAGAAAAUGUUGAUAAUGUCGUUUUCCAGAUGUUUUUGGUGAAUAAUGGUGCUGGUAUGUUUCAAUUGGUGGCGGAUAAUGGUGGUGGAACAGGAGCGGAAGAAGGUGAGAUUUUUUAAUGGAUUUGAAUUUGGAUAUUUAAAAAACUCAUUUUUUCUAUAAUUUUUGGGAAGCUUUUUUUCUUCUUAAUUUAUAUAUUCAUAUCACGUUUUAAAUUUACAAGAAAUUGAGAGAGAGAAGAAAAUACAUCUUUAAGCCAAAAUAAAUAUUUAAAUAAAAAGAAGGAGAUUGGAAAAUUUAAGAUGCCAAGAUUUUUGAGGUUAGUGAUUUAGAAUAUAAGAUGGACUUUUGUACCCGCAAGAGUACGGUAGUCCAAAUGUGCAUAGUGAGAUUUAUGCUUUGAGAAAAUGGUUAGAUGGCAGAGACUUCAGAUGUGGAAUUAUAUUAUGAGGGAGACGAGUUAGUGUUUUUGAGGUUUUAUUCCAGAGAGAAAUGUGUUUGUGCAGAAAUGAAUUGUUUUUGCGAGAGCCAAUACAUUUUAGGUGGAGGGGGUAGCGCUGAGAGGUGGAAGAUGUAACAAAUAGGGGAAGGGAGGGGAAAUGACUAGAGUUGGUUAGGAUUUAUAAUACAUUGUUGUGAUAAAAAUGAGUUGCCCAUGUUGGGUUGAGAUUAGAUUGAAUUGGGAGAGACGGUUUUGGUAUGAUGUGUAGGAUAAAUUGCAUCUUUUGAAAACGCAAUUGAAGGGGUUUUUCCAGUUUUUGGAUUUGUGAAAUUGAGGAGGGAUGGUAGAUCUCGCAACCCUAAUCUAAUAAGGGCAUAACAUAAGAAUAAAAGAAUUUGAACAAAAAAUUAGGGUUUUUCUUUUUUUCUGUAGAAAAUUGAUCGUUAAAAAAGAAACCUUCUCUUUCUUCUGGUUCUUUGUCCUUACUUUUAUCGUUUUUGUGAGAAUUUUAAAAUCGAUUUGUUUCUUUUUUGUUGUUAAAAAAACGCUUCGAUAAAAAAAUUAAAUUGAAAUUAAUUGUUUUUUCAUAGAAACUACCUCACUUGUUAUCAAAAACUUUGCAACAUUUGAAUUUCUGAUUUUGUUUAUCAAUGAAAUUGAAAUUCAAGCAAAAUCAAUCUCUUAUCAGUCUCACUCGACCAGUCAUAAAAAUAGUAUCAUUUGUUCUUCCAGGUACCGCAUGUCGUGUUCACGGAAAGUUCAAGGUUCGAAAAGGAAGCGAGGAGAAAAUCGUGAUAUCGAUCGCAAAUCCAAUGCAGCUUUUUGAUCAUUUUGGAGCAACCUGUGAGUGUUUUUUCUUUGUUUCUUUGCUUUUAUUGAUUAUUUUAUAGCUGGCAACAUUUCACAUCGCAUCGAAAAAUUCAACUUUGGCCCCAGAAUUCCUGGAUUGGUUACACCAUUAUCUGGCGCUGAACAUAUUUCGGAAAGUGGUCAGGAUAUUUAUCGAUAUUUUAUCAAAGUUGUACCAACAAAAAUCUAUGGCUAUUUUGGUUAUACAAUGGCAUAUCAAUACUCGGUCACAUUUUUGGUAGGUUUAUGAUCAUUAGAAGAAACACAGUGUAAUAAAAAAUAAUUAAAUUUUUUUAGAAAAAGAAAUUGGCCGAAGGCGAACAUUCACAUGGUGGUAUUUUAUUUGAGUACGAGUUUACUGCAAAUGUGAUCGAAGUUAGGAGAACUUCAACGUAAGUUGACAUAAAACGAAAUUGAUGACGUCAUAUUUUCUUUGUUACAGAACAAUAUUCUCUUAUCUGAUUCGUAUUUGUUCGAUAUUGGGUGGUGUUUAUGCGACGAGUACAAUAAUCAAUAAUUUUGUCCAAUUUUUCCUCUCAUUUUUGUAUCAUUCGGAACCGAAAUUGCUGGCAAACGUCCAACAACGAGCCAGUUUAUCGACCGACUCGGAAACGCAUCUUAUCAUGGACGCAAAUAUCAGGGUGCACUAG